ACCUCGGUUGAUUCAUUUUAAUAUAUUUGUCGUUAGUUAGAAGGGAAAACUGUAUUCGAUAUUUUCCUGUUGAUUGAACUGUAAAGCUAACAUUCGCUGUGUUAGCUGUCGGAUAUUUAUCAACUAACUUGGCUAACGUUGACAUACUAGUUCUACACGUAAGCUAUGAAGGUCGGUUGCACUCUCUGCAUUGCAGUAUUUGCCAAGAGGCUGACUGGCAUCCCGUGUGAUGGUCAAUAUGGGCUCCGUCGAUUUCAACUUGGAACUGCAUGUGGAGAAGAUUCUUAACGGAGAAGGGAUGGAGGUCACGGGAAUUGAUUCGGCUCCCGAACAAAUAAAACCAGUGACUUUGAGGAAAACAGUUUGCUACAUUGUCAGCGCACUGAUCUUCAAUUGUAAGAAAGAGAUAUUGAUGGUUCAGGAAGCUAAGCAGGAGUGCUAUGGUCGUUGGUAUCUGCCAGCUGGGCGUAUGGAAGAAGGCGAGAGCAUCGAGGAGGCGAUGAAGCGGGAGGUGAGAGAGGAGGCAGGCCUGGAGUGCCAGCCCAUCUCGCUCAUCCAGGUGCAGGAGCAAGGUCCUCAGUGGGUCCGCUUCGCCUUUCUGGCCGAGGUCACAGGAGGUACGCUGAAGACAGAGGCCCAGGCAGACGCCGAGUCUCUGCAGGCGUGCUGGUGGGACAGAGAGUCCCCUCUCCCCCUGCGCGGCCGUGACAUCCUGUCUCUGAUCGAGUCGGGGCUGCGCUACCAGGAGAAGCCCUGGUUCGCGCCCGUGCUGCCCCUGGAUCUGCCCUGCCCCGUGGUGUGCCAGCGCCUGGUGCUGUCCUUCGCCGCGGGCAUCUACGUCUGGCUCCUGGUGAGCAAGGGCCCCCAGGGCGCCAAGGCCGUGAGCGGCCGCAGCGUCAGCAGCGAGGAGGAGGAGCGGAGCCGGCAGAGGAGGAGGAGCAGCGAGCUGGCGACGGACCCGACGGACGUUCACCUCCCGGUGGCGCUGUCCACCAAGACGCACACGGUGACGUGGGCGGCCCACCGGCUGGUGCAGGAGUGCAUGCCGUCGUGCUACUACGACCUGGACGUCAACACGCACGGCCUGCUGAGCGUGCAGCACGGCGGACGCGCGCCGGGCAAGACGGACGGCCUGUGCUUCAACACGCUGGUGUCGCUGACGCUGGAGCGCCGCGGCGGCGGCGGCGCCGGCCCACCCACGGAGCCCGGGGGCGAGCCGGCCAACCCGCCGCCCGUGGAGACGGACCAGUACCACUGGUACAAAGUGGACAGCCCCGUCCUGAGAGACAACAUCCUGCGCCGGAUCAGGCAGGGCUCCACGCUGCCCGUGCUGAGUUUGUACUGAGAGGGAAGCGGAAGUGAGACUUACAUGGAAAAAAAACACUUGCUUCUGAGAAAUACCUUCUGGUCCUCGGCUCUUUCGAGGGCUGAUGUUUUAUUUUAAGGGCACAAAGCAAAGGGCGCAGGAGCCUAUGGAGGAAGUACAUACAGAAAGCUAUGCAAAAGCUAUGCCUGUUUACUUGACGUAUGAGCUCACAGGAAAGCCAUAUCAGAAACAGUCUUCCUUUAUGCACUGUGAUGCAAUGUUGCUGGGGGACAGAAUGAAGGGCAUGAUGUUGUACAGGGUCUCCCUUCUUGCUGAGCAGGGGCAGACGUGGUGUUCAUUUUAAUCUGGGCACCUUGAGUGAGUUUGGAAGGACUGGGAUGGUUAUGGAUGUUAGGAAUGAAAAACAAGCCACUAUCUACUUUUCAACAGAUCGCAGAUGUUGAAAUUGUUGCAAGGGCAUUAUGACGAACAUGCACAUGGCCACUUCAAUGCAGGUAUGACUGAGGGGCUGCAUUUAAAAAUACUUGAAUUUUAAGGAUGAGUAUCUGUAAUGUAAAGUAUGAUGAGUGCAUGGGAUAAGCAAUAUUUAUACACCAUGCAAGUUGCAGGUUAUUGCAUGGUAUGGUAUUACCAUUUAAUAUUUAGUCGUAACUGAAGAACCCACCCUCAGUACAAUGCUGUAUUUACUCAUCACAUAUGAAGUAUAAGUUAGGAUAAGAGUUAGGAUAAGUUUUACUGUGUAAGAUAAGGAAAUUAUAUCAGCAGUUAAGUCAGACCCAUAUGUAAUUAGUAAUUUAUUAAUGUGUACUACCGAGUGUACUGUACCAUUCAAGUUAUUUCUCUUCUGAUAGAAGAAAAAGAUGAGAAGUUAAAAAGAAGUAUUUUUGCAGUAAAUGAAUAAUUUCCGAGUUAACACAAUUCUAGGUACGAUUAAACGUACUACACUGAUUUAUAAUAAAUCAACAUUUAUAAUGUAAAUGAAUAAAUGUUGAAAUAACUUAAACUUACUAGUCUUUUCACUUCAUUUAUUUUAUUUAUCUUAUUCUCAUCGGUAGAGGAAAAAAAAGUCUGUGUGUGUAAAUGAGUUUGUAGUUAGAUAAAACUAUGGUUUCAUUGUGGAAUUUCAGCAUAUCAUGAUUUAGUUUUUCUUCCCACUGAUAAUAAGUACAAGCCCAUCUCUGGCAUAGCUCAAGCAAGUAGGCAAUAUGCUUUUAGUGUACUGUUCAUUUUGCACCAGUGCAGUGAUAAUUCUAGCAAAGAUCACUCGGGAAGUAAAGUGAUGCAAUGUAAUCUGGCGCCCUCUGCUGGUCAGAAUAUUCCACAACCACUGUAUGAACGGUCAUGAAAUUUCGCUAGUUAGACAACGGAGUUGAAAAAAAAAAAAAAAAAAAAACUAAAAGGAAUGCAAGCAGAUGGGUCACAUUUAUGGUUCUUUAGAAUAUUUUUGCACCUCCACCACUGAGAGAAAAUACCAGGUGUAUCUCAAAGCGGUCUUCUGCCGCUGAGCUUCACUGCUUGAUUUGUGACUCAACAUUAGCUCAUGGAGCUGGAUUACUACCAAGACAUCUUAACUCCAAGCUGCACUGACUGAAAUUUUAAACUGUUGUGUCAGUCUGGCCUGACAUCGCCACAACCACAAAUCAAUGCAGGCUUAAGUGUUCUCUUAAGCUUGGAAACAGUAACUGGGUCAAGAACAUCAAUUUGCUGCAGCAUACACAUUUUGUUCAUGUUUGGGAUUUGGGGAUCUGUUCUUUGGAACACUUUUCAUUCACCAGACAGAAGAGUAAUUCCUUGUAGUAAAACUCUCAAAAUCCUGGUUUUCCCCCUUUAAACUUAAACAGGAUUAGGAAUAGUACACGUUUUCAC
Molecule: messenger RNA, 3193 nt
Organism: Sardina pilchardus (European sardine)
Lineage: Eukaryota; Metazoa; Chordata; Actinopteri; Clupeiformes; Clupeidae
Gene: nudt18
Product: nudix (nucleoside diphosphate linked moiety X)-type motif 18
Exons: 4
Coding region: 230-1345 (371 amino acids)
Molecular function (GO): magnesium ion binding; 8-oxo-dGDP phosphatase activity; 8-oxo-GDP phosphatase activity
Source: RefSeq, a predicted model, not a curated record